This is a messenger RNA of Frankliniella occidentalis (western flower thrips), 6693 nucleotides long. Its product is annotated as serine/arginine repetitive matrix protein 2-like. The record is from RefSeq and is a predicted model, not a curated record. The transcript has a single exon. The annotation marks the transcript as partial. Lineage: Eukaryota; Metazoa; Arthropoda; Insecta; Thysanoptera; Thripidae.
UAAUACUUUUUUAAGUAACCAUGUAUAAGCGUAUUUUCAACUCUGUUCUGUCUAAAAAAAUACAAAAAACAUUUCGGAAAAACGAGGGUAGCGUAACGUGAUUCGUGGACAAAGUCUCUGCCUUGUACGCAGGAAAAGCGAUCGGAGAUUUCCUUUUAGAUAAAUUGAGGAAUAUUACGUGGCGCAGAAGGACAGGCGCACGUUUUGACUUUUGAGAGCUGCUGUUAACUCUUAUGGCAAACAACAUUACUCUGGACUUUGAAAAUAUUAGUCCAUUAUUUGUCACAGAUAUACAUAUUUUGGUUUUGAGGUGGGCUAUUUUUACGGAGAGGCUGGUGUUUUGCCUGCAAGUAGGGGUUUUUGUUUUUUGUAAGCCAUCUGUCGCAUAAUUAUUUUUCACAGACCAGUCUGCAAUAAUCUAACGUAUAGGUGCUAGUACAAGUUCAUCCCCCUUUCCAUCCUUGUACUCAAUGUACAUUUCAGACAUAAAAAAUGCAUUUUAUUUUCUCUUUCUUUACAGAAAUCCGAUCCUUCAACCCAAAGCCCAGACCAUUCUCCAUAUCCUCCAACUAGACACACUUUUUGUACAAAUAAAAUUUUAUAAAACACUAAAAAUGAUCGUAGAGCAGAGCAGCUCUCAAAAGUUGUUUGUGCUUUAUUAACGGAAAUUAAAUGCAUUUUAAAUUAGGAUCCAAGCAUAAGUUUUGCUGUAAAUAUCGCUGUUCCUGCGGGACAAGGACCGCUCAAGUUUUACAUAUCAACCGUAGACCGGCUUGCUCUGAGGCCGUGUGCCCUUUGCAAGCCAACCCUUGCUCAAACUUUUUGUACGUUGUAGCGGAGUUUUGUAGCUGUAGCAAGCUCUUCGAUCCGAGAGAACUUUUUAGCGUCCCCUUGCUCACCUUUUAGCUGUUAGCUUAUAGAAGGCUCUCUGUGUAUUAGUGUGUAGUCGUCGCUAUACCUCUUUAACAUGCUUCUCUGUUUCUGUUUCUUUUUUCUUUUACUCUUUCUGUGUCCUGUUUGCUAACCUGCAUGUCUCCUUUUCGCGCGUGUGUGUCUGUGUUCGCGCGUACCUGUGCGUGUGUGUGUGUGUGUGUUGCGGUGCCGCGUAUGUAACAUCCACCAGACACUACUUCUGUCGGGGGAGGGGAGGGCGACCGCGUCGUGUGGCCUCCGCAGCCCGACGACGACAGUCUCCUCCCCGUUGCCACUGCCUGCCCCAUCUACGUCCCCCCCAAGCCCUCCGACCCCGUCCUGUUCCCCGCCCCGCCACAGCCGGCUGAGCGCGGCCGCGGAAGGUCGGCCUUCGCGUCGGUCCAGCACAACGAGGGCCGGCCCCGCACACCGACCGUCCACUUCCAGGACGAGGCGGGCAGCCCGUCCAGCCCCGUGACGGUCAACAAGAAGAUGUCGAUGUGCUCGCGGGAGGUGUGCGACCUGUCGGCGCGCCUGCAGACGCUCACCGCCGCCCUGGCCACGCACAUGAUGGUGGAGUCGCUGUCGCGGCCGUCGUCCCCCGUCCCGGACCAGAAGAUGUCCGAGCCCGUCGUCACGGCCCUGCAGAACAUCGUGUACGGCUCCUCGCGCGCCACGCCUACGCCGUGCAUACCGGCGCCGCCGCCCCCGCCGCCUCCGCCGCCACCGCGGCUCGAGCUUCCCGACGGCACGGAGUCCGGGCGGCCGCACUCCGUCCGCGGGCUGUCCCCGGAGCCGCGGCCGCCCACCCCCGGACAGCUCGUCUCAUUCCCGCCGGACCUCCCGCCGGAGAUGUGCUCCAGGUCAGCGUCGCGCACCAGCAGAUGCCCCAGCAGGGCGACCAGCAGGGCGGCCACGCCCCAGCCCGAGUGGCAGUCGCAGUUCGUGUCCGCUCUCACCACCGCGCCGACCCGCGGCUACUCACCCUUCGUGCCCGCGUCCACGCUGGCCGGCGGCCCCGGCGGCGGCGUCGUCAGCGGCGACCCCAUGGAGGCCAGGCGGCGACAGGAGGAGGCCGCGGCGCGCGCCUCGGUGCAGGUGGAGCGCGCGCAGCAGGUGCAGCAGGCCCAGCAGGUGCACCGGUCCCAGCGCGAGCAGGAGGUCGAGGAGGCGCAGGCGUACGGCCACGCCAGGCUGAUGGAGAUCGAGGAGGCCGCGUCCUGCGCCGCCCAGUGCAAUGUCCAGUGCAACGAGACCACGACGGAGCAGCGGCAGUCUUCGGCGUCACUAUACGCCGCCCAAGAAGCGGAGGCCUCGCUCAGCCGCAGGGUCGAGACCUCGUCCGCGCUGCGGCCUGUGGACCCGGGCCCCUCGCUGCAGCCAGCCGCGCCGAGCCCCGCCCCCGCCGCGGGACCGCUCACGGGCCCCAUCAUGUACCGCGCCACGGCCAGCCCCAUCCACAUGCGCACGUUCGACGCCGACCUGGUCACCGAGGAGAGGGUCGAGGAGACCAAGAUGGCCGCCGAGAGGACAGUGUUCGGCGCUGACGAGGCGGAGACGACAGUCAUCGAAAAGGAGAUCACGACCACCAUUUCGCACCCCUCAUCCGGGGAGUCCACCUGCCAGCAGCAGUGCGGUUCAAGCCAGUGUGGCUCAAAUCAGUGUGGCCAACAGCAGUGCGGUUCAAGCCAGUGUAGCUCAAAUCAGUGUGGCUCAAAUCAGUGUGGCUCAAACCAGUGUGGCCAACAGCAGUGCGGCCAACAGCAAUGUGGCCAACAGCAAUGUGGCCAACAGCGCUGCGGACAAGUCCGUCAGUGCUGCCAACAGCAGAACCAGUGCAGCCAGGGCCAGUGCCGGAGUCGGCAGACGUCUUGCCAGAACACCCAGAGGACGACGUGCUGCUGCCAGCAGCGGUCUGUGUGCUCUGCCUCCGCAUGCGGCGCGUCGACAUGCUCACCGACGUGCUGCCGCCACGGGCCAGGCCUGAUGACGCCCCAGCCCUUCAGGAGGCUGGUCGAGUCGCCCGCGCCUUGCUGGUCCUGCCCCAAUAGCGAGCCCUCGUGCCGGUCCACCCCGUGCCCGCAGGUGGCGCAGUCCUGCAGAGCGACGCCGUGUCAGCAGGUGCAGCAGGUGCAGCAGGCGCCACAGUCCUGCAGGGCGACGCCUUGCCAACAGGUUUCACAGCCCGCGCCGACCUGCAGGUCGACGCCUUGCCAGCAGGUGGCACAGCAGGUGACCCAGCAGCCCUGCAGGUCGACCCCGUGCAGGUCCACGCCUUGCCCGCAGGCUGAGCAGCCUGAUCGGCUCUGUGAGGUGCCCGUCCAGAAGAACAACCCCGCACCCUGUAGAUCAGCGACGCCGGAGAAACCGCACAGGGCGACGCCGAGCCGAUCGAGCAGGCCGACCGGUCGCGUGGAGAAGCGAUCAAGUCCGUCCCCCAUCACGAGGAGGGUGUCUGAGCCCGCGGCGCCCCUGGCGGUCCGCAGCGCCGUGUCCUCCCCGGCGCCGCUCCCUGCCCUGUUGACGCCCCGGCCGACGCCCACGCCCACGCCGCUGCCCCCCACGGACGAGCCGUACAUGCCGCGGCCGCCCAGUCUGCAGGCGCCGGCGCCGCGCCCGAAGCGCUCCGUGUCGCCCAUCACGGCCGCGGCGCGCUGCGUGUCGCCCUUCCUGGCCGACAUGGCGGUGAACGCCAUGCGGGCGCACUCCCCCGUGCCCGCGCGCGACGACACGCCGCCGCCCGCGCCGCGCCAGGCGCCCUCGCGCUGGCCGCCGCCCCCGCCGCCGCCGCCCAUGCCGCAGCCCCUGUACAACACGCGGAACCCCGUCAUCACGGAGGGGCAGAGGCGGGUGCAGCAGCAUCAGCAGCUCCAGGAGAAGGUCCAGCGCACCCUCGCGGCGAGGACGCCCGAGCCGGAGCCCGGCCCGCAGGCGAGCGCGUGGACACCCCCCGGCCGCAAGCAGUACGAGCAGCAGGAGAGGAAGCUCAGCCCUUUCCAGGCCAAGAUCGACUUCUCGCAGAAAAGUAUCCAGUCCCUCACUCUACAACAGGAGAUAAGGCAGGAGCAGCAACGGUCUCAGGUCUUAAACCAACAGAUUCAGCAACAGAAACAAACGUGGCAACAACCUCAACAGAAAACACAACCCCCACCGGCUAAGGCUCAACAACAGAGGCCACCACAGCAACAGCCUGCUCAGUGGCAGAGGCAGCAACAACAGCCCCCACCACAGCCACAAAAACAAUCAGUUCAGUCACAACCGCAACCACCAACGUGGCAAAAACAACAACAACGGCAACCCUCUCCCCAGAGAUUGCCUCAGCAGCAACAACCGCAAAAACAGCCGCAACAACUUCCCCAGUGGCAACAACAACAACAACAACAACAACAACAACAACAACAACAACAACAACAACAACAACAACAACAACAACAACAAGUAGCGCCUCAGAAGCAGCAGGCGCCUCAACAACAGCCGUGGCUCCAGCAGCAACAGCAACAGCAGCAGCAGGCACCCCAGUGGCAGCAGCUGCAGCAGCAGCAGUACCAGUUCGACUGGCAGCGCGAGGAGGAGGAGGCGGAGGAGCUGGGGCUGAUCCCGCGCCGAGCAGACCAGGACACUGUGGUGGUGUGCGUGUCGCCGACCAUCGCGGAGCAGCAGGGCGGCCUCGAGGAACGGUCAGCAGGCCGACAGGGUCUGCAAGCCACCGUGCACCCGGCCAGCGGGCGCCCGAGCGUGCAGCAGGCCGUCCUGCAGCAUGGGCCUGUCCACACCUCCGGCCAACAGGACUUCGGACAGCAAAGGGUGUCGUCCUCGCAGAGCUACGAGUCGACCUUCCUCAGCAAAGUCGGCAGGAGCUUCGGAUACAGUGCGCAAACCACCACCACCUCGUCGUCGUCAUCGACCAUGGCCUCGGCCCUGGCCACCGCGCCGCUCCGCCCCUAUGAGGACUUCUACGUACCGCCCGCCACGAUGCGCACCGAGCCCGUGCCCCUGCCUCCCGAGACCACCCCCUGGGAGCCGCCCCCGCAUGACGGCGAGUUCCACCCGUACCACAUCCCGCGGGCCGUGUCCCCGGCGGACGGCGCCAAGCGUUGCGUGUCGCCCUUCCUCAGGGACAUCGCCGUCUCGGCCAUUCGCUCCCACUCGCCGCGCCCCGGCGACCACGACCACGAGUUCCUCGACCAGCGCCGCCGGGAGCAGGAGCAGCACUUGCGCCGCGAGGAAGAGCGUCGCCGCCACGAGGAGGAAGAGCGCCGGCGCGGGGAGGAAGAGCGGAAACGGCGCGAGGAAGAGGAGCGACGCCGACGCGAGGACGAGCGCAGACGACGCGAGGACGAGGAGAGGAGGAAGGAGGAGGAACAGCGGCAGAGGCAGAGAGACGAGGAGAGGAGGAGGCGCGAGGAGGAGGACCGACGCCGUGAGGAGGAGAGCCGGAGGCGGCGAGAAGAGGAGGAGAGGAGGCAGCGAGAGGAAGAGCAGUUGAGGCAGCGCGAGGAGGAAGAGCGCCGGAGGGGAGAGGAAGAUCGGAGGCGCCGUGACGAGGAGGACCGGCGGCGGCGCGCCGAGGACGACGAGCGACAGCGGCGCCAGGAAGAGGAGAGGCGGAGGCAGGAGGAGGAGAGACAGCGGCAAGAAGAGCAGGAGCGGCGCCAGGAGGAAGAGGAGAAGCGGAGGCGCGAACAGGAGCAGCACCCCCUUGACCGGAUCUCCAUGAAGGAUGCGCUGACCAUCGCGUCGGAAAGGCCUUACUCGCCGUUCGUCAUCCUACCGCCGCUCGUCGAGUUCACGCCGUGCUGCAUGGCCGAGACAACGCCGUGCCAGCCCAUACCGCUGCAGACCAGCGCACCGUCGGGCCCACCCCAGCAGGCGCGCGGCCCCCAGUUUAACCCCGUGGACAUGCCGCAGCUCCUGCGUCGGCCAAAUGAGGCCCUGGGUGCCUUCCGCCCCUUCCCGUCAUCGUCGUCGACGACCACGUCCACAUCGGAGGGCCGUCGGGUGUCGUCCGUAGCGCUGUGUUCCGUGGUUGAGCACACUGACAUCCGCUCAUCCUCGCCCGUUCGCAAGGACUUCGACGUGUUCGUCCCUCGCUCACCGACCCCUAGGGCUGGGCUCGGCCAACAUCCUGGGCUGGCCCAGGCCUCGCCAGCUGCCCGCCAACCGCUGCCCCUUGACGACCGCAAGCGCAACCCCUUCGUGGAGAAACCACUUAGAUCGCCGAUCUCGGUCCCGCGGUACCAGCAGACCUCGAGCUCCGCGCCGCCGCCACCCCCGCGAACCGCUGGGUCACCCGCCGGGCCGGGGUCCCCCUCGCAGGGUCGCAGGGAGCAGCCUGCCGUCGGCGUCACACCAUCAACGCCCCAAGCACCGCUGCCGCAGCCUACGUAUGUUCGCAAGACGCCACCGCCUAGCCCGAGACCGACUGGCGGGCAGAGGACGACGCCCACCCCCGGGUACGCCGUGUCACCCCUGGCGGGCCGAGCGUCCGUGUUCGGCCACCACGGCUUGCGCGCGGCCGCGCCCGCCUUCAGCCGCGAGCGCCAGGGACCCGCGUCCGAGCCGCGCCGCUCUCAGCCCGGCAUCCCCAAACAGGCGGGGCAACACCUACCCCACAAACCAUCCCCCUUGUGCACGCCCCCACCUGCCUUCACCCUCCCGGACCCCGAGCCUGAGGACCCCGUACCCCAGCCCCAGCCUCAGCAGGACAGCAGGCGUUCAUUCCAGAGAGUGGCAGACUCACCCCCCGCAGUGGCCCCCUCGCCAUCCCCUGCUCAGCCCCGC